AUGUAUGCCAGACUGACUCAGUAUUCCUUCUUCCUUCCCCUAGUCGGGUCAGGUUGCUCACUACUCACUCCUCACUACUUACCGCCUUUCCAUCGCUCCACCAGCAUCCACACAGAGCGUUGCCCUACAGCUCUUCGGCAGCCAGGGAGACCUCUUCGUACCUACAGCCAAAUAUGCAUUAAAUGUUACAUUCCGAUCCACACAAACAUGCACACAUCCAGUCAAGAGGCUGUUUACUUCAAACUUCCACAGACUACACCAACUUCAACAGAUAGCACCGCCGUGCCACGUCUCUCUGAGAGUCGCGCACGCAAUAUCCUCACUCCUACUGGCCUCUCAUUGUGUUGCUUCACCCGGUUCCUUUUGAGAAUGUGCACUUACCAUACCCGUGAAAGGUAUGACCAUCUCAAUCUGCGCAUACCAAAAGUCUUAUUGUUAAGUAUUAUAUACCCAUUUCGUUUUGCCUCUAUGCGAGUGUGA
Protopolystoma xenopodis is the source of this 480-nucleotide messenger RNA. NCBI's taxonomy places the organism in Eukaryota, Metazoa, Platyhelminthes, Monogenea, Polystomatidea, Polystomatidae. The record is from the annotation of a GenBank genome assembly.